Molecule: messenger RNA, 1214 nt
Organism: Ruditapes philippinarum (Manila clam)
Lineage: Eukaryota; Metazoa; Mollusca; Bivalvia; Venerida; Veneridae
Product: opioid growth factor receptor-like protein 1
Cellular component (GO): membrane
Molecular function (GO): opioid growth factor receptor activity
Source: RefSeq, a predicted model, not a curated record
GUCGACAAAUAUAAAAAGGAGAAUGAAACUCCGAAAGAAAACACAAGCAUGCAUGAUGAAAGUUGUGAUGAACUUCAGUUUCAACUUAAGACAGAUACUAUGCCAGACGAUUUUGCGAAUGAAAAGGAUGGAAACGUUUUACAUCAAAGUCAGACUAAAGUCCACAAAAAUAAAAAGGAGAAUGAAACUCUUAAAGAAAACACAAGCAUGAAUGAAGAAAGUUUACAUCAAGGUGAUGAACAGUUUCAACAAAAGAUUGAUACUAUAUCAGACGAUGUUGCAAAUGAAAAAGGUGGAAACGUUUCACAUCAAAGUCAGACAAAAGUCCACAAAUAUGAAAAGGAGAAUGAAGCCCUGAAAGAAAAAAUAAGCAUGCAUGAAGAAAGUUGUAAUGAACUUCAGUUUCAACUAAACACUGAUACUAUGCCAGACGAUAUUGCGAAUGAAAAGGAUGGAAACGUUUUACAUCAGAGUCAGACUAAAAGCAAAUGUGCAGAGAAUGACAUUCAGCAAUAUUUAGACGGAUACCCUGAUCAAGAGGAUGAUCUUAUGCGGGAAGAAAAUUACAAAUUCUUCAUGGAUGAGAUUCCUUCACGACCUAAUGGUGAUUACAUUGAUACUAUUCAUAACGAAUGGUGGGGUGAUUAUAAAAGAUUAGAAGACAAUCGAAAAUAUAUGCAGUGGUUGUUUCCAGUAAGAGCAAAGAGCUGUAAUAGACAAGCCCAGGAACUAUUUCCUCAUGAAAUAAAGAAAAUUUGUGAUUGUAAGGAGGCGCAAGAUAGACUUAUACUAUCGUACAAGAUGAUGCUAGACUUUUAUGGAAUGCAACUAGAAAACGAAAAAGAUGGUACAGUUGUAAGAUCAGAUAACUGGGAAGAAAGAUUUGCAAAUUUAAAUAGAUCGAAGCACAAUCAUAACAGAAUAACAAGAAUUCUGAAAUGUCUGGGUGAACUAGGAUUUGAACAUUUGAAAAAGAACUUUAUUGAGUUUAUUUUAGUUGAAAUAUUAGAGACGAAAACCCUCGUGUACUUGCAGGAAAGUUGCUGCAAUUACUGGAUUGCAAUUUUAAAAGACCCAAGUGAGAGAGCGGAAAUGAGAGUCUUUUACGAACAGCUUAUUAAAAAUAUGUCUGAUUCUUUGACAUAGUGAAAAUGUUUUUUUUAGGAAUGUGUUCUUUAUUCUAAUUAUAAUGUUAGUAAAAUCUAAAUAAUUGA